AUGCAUGACUCCCAGGGUUCUAGUGCGCUCCGCGCCGCCAAAGACAUCAGCUAUGGCAUCGCAGCAGGCAUUGCUUCCAAGAUAUUCGAGCAUCCUUUCGACUUGACCAAGGUCCGUCUACAAGCCCAAGUUCUGGAAGCCGAAGCGCGAUUCAGCGGACCACUUGAUUGUCUCAACAAAACUUGGCGGAAUGAAGGUGUUGGCGGCCUCUAUCGCGGCUUGUCCGCGCCGAUCGUUGCGGCCAUGGCCGAAAAUGCUUCCCUUUUCCUGUCUUACCGCGAACUCCAAGAGCUCAUAAAACGCGUCAACCGACAAUCUAUAACAGAACCCUCGACGAUGCCACAAAUCGCUUUGGCUGCUGCUGGCGCCGGAGCUAUAACCAGUUUCCUGCUUACGCCGCUAGAGCUCGUCAAGGUGGUUGCCCAAACCCAGAUGCUUACGGUCGCACCCUCAGCUGCCCAUCAACUUCCCGGUCCCCUUGCCGUUUUCUUAUCCGUUUUGCGCAAUAAUGGGGUUCGCGGCUUGUGGCUCGGUCACACCGGCACGCUAAUUCGCGAAACGGGGGGCACCGCCGCGUGGUUUUCGACCAAGGAAUUUGUCGCGUCUUUAUUAGUUGCACGACGACAAUCCCGCUCCAUAGAUGGCGGUAUCACAUCUGCUUCUGCAAAGGAGUUGAGGCCGUGGGAGUCGGCUGCAUCGGGUGCCUGUGCUGGGGCAGCCUUUAACCUCGCGCUCUUCCCAGCUGACACCGUCAAGACUGCGAUUCAAACGGAAGAACAGCUGCGACCACCAACCAGUGUUGGGGGCAAGGCUCCACCACGGUCAUCCUUUAUCGGCACUUUCAAGGCCAUGUAUCGCGCGCAGGGAAUUAGGGGUCUUUAUGCUGGCUGUGGAAUAACAGUCGCUCGGUCAGUCCCAAGUAGUGCCAUCAUCUUUCUGAUUUACGACGGACUAAGCAAGCGUUUCGGAUGA
Molecule: messenger RNA, 972 nt
Organism: Mycena indigotica
Lineage: Eukaryota; Fungi; Basidiomycota; Agaricomycetes; Agaricales; Mycenaceae
Exons: 5
Coding region: 1-972 (323 amino acids)
Biological process (GO): mitochondrial L-ornithine transmembrane transport
Molecular function (GO): L-ornithine transmembrane transporter activity
Source: RefSeq, a predicted model, not a curated record